This is a messenger RNA of Gopherus flavomarginatus (Mexican gopher tortoise), 1184 nucleotides long. It is a transcript of the gene IL34, whose product is annotated as interleukin 34. The transcript has 7 exons. Gene Ontology annotation, molecular function: cytokine activity; macrophage colony-stimulating factor receptor binding. NCBI's taxonomy places the organism in Eukaryota, Metazoa, Chordata, Testudines, Testudinidae. Bases 446 to 976 code for a protein of 176 amino acids. Gene Ontology annotation, biological process: positive regulation of macrophage differentiation; positive regulation of protein phosphorylation; positive regulation of monocyte differentiation. The record is from RefSeq and is a predicted model, not a curated record.
GGCCAAAAGCGUUAUCUUUGGUGUGAGAUCAAAGGUACAACUGACCGGUCCUUUGGAACUGGGAGAAACCUGAAUAUUGCUCUGAUUCUUGAGCCCAGCUUCAGGGGCAGACGGAGGAUAACACUAGCAUUGCCCACCCCCAGCAGCCUCGGGGAUCCGCAGCCUCCAGCCGUUCACCUGGGCCUGGGUUGUUCCUUCCUCCCGGCACCUUGCGAUGGGAGCACAUUGGCAGCAGCUUUUCGCCCAAUUGCAGCGAACACGUGCGGCACCCUAGAGAGCAGGGAGCCUGCAGGGCUUUCCUCGGCAGCAGCGUCCCGGGGCACCCACUGGUCUCUCUCCCGUGAAUUGCUGCUCCUGGCACGUGGGAGGCCAUUUCCGCUGACGCAGCCAUUGUCACGUAGGCCGGAUUGUCCGUCUGCUCGGUGCCCGGACACACGCCAUCAGCAUGCAGCGGGGCUACGUGCCCUUCCUCUAUUUUGUGACUGUCCUGGGGCUGGAGGCUGCAAUGCAGAAGGAAUGCAGGAUUAUCGAGGCUCUCCAGAACAAGCUGACGUAUCGGCAGCGGCUCCAGUACAUGAAACACUAUUUCCCCAUCAACUACACUGUGAAUGUCCAGUUCGAAGAGGUUCUCAGGGCAUCCAACGUUACCAGGCUGCGGGAUCAGAACGUCAGCGAGCUGUCCCUGCGCUGCCUGUGGCUCAGUGUGAACUCCCAGGUGCUGCUGAAGAUCGGGGCUGUGCUGCUGGAGAAGCACCCGUCCUGGGAGUACAUCCAAGAUCUCUGCCUCCUCUUUGAGCAUCUGGCUGAGGAGUACGAGGACUGCAACCAGGGGAACAUGGACACCAAUGUUUGGGACGUGGUAGAGCAGGUUCUCACCGGUGACACAGGGAGCGGCCAGAAGGCCGUGCACCCCAAAGCCCUGCUGGAUAACUGCGUCAAGGUCAUGUGGAUGCUGUACAGCGAAUCGUGUAAAUAGUAUUCUGCCCAUGAUCGGGAAGGGAGUGUGGCCGUUUUCUCCCUCUCUCCAUGCCCUCUGCACUGCCUCGGCGUGUGGUCUCUGUUGUCACGCUGCCUGUCUGCUUGUGCUCCACAAUCCCAGCUUCCAUGUUGCGUUGUGCCUGCCACCUCCCCGGGGCCCAGAGGAAGCCAGCACCCUACAAAGCAUCUUCCAAGGUGCCCGGCAG